GAUGGAGCAGAGAGCGCCUAUUGGCUGUUGCUAGGCAACCUGAUAAUCAUGAGGAAACGAGGCUGCUGGGGAGAGAGAGCUCAGGCAACACAGGGAACAAAAGGAGCUGAAUGUGAUUCUAUGAAGGAGUCGCUGCAGCAGCAGAGACAAGCCCCGCCCAGUGUGGCCCUGGGGCCCAUAAUGUGAGAUGCCUGAGCAGCAACAUGUUCUAUUGGAGCAUCAGAGUGGCCACAAGUCCAGGUGCCGCCAACAUGUGACCCGGUUUCCUCCUGUGACUUCUCUGUGACCAAUCAGAAUGGAGACUGAGCAACAAGCCCCUCCCCCACCAACCCCCAGCAGCACCUCCAGCUCCAGCAGCCGCCCUCCUGCUCCCCCGUUACCUGCCCCAGAGAGGCAAACUGUGCAGGUUAUCCAGCAGCCCCUGCACCGACAGCCCAGCACAGCAGCCCAGUACCUCCAGCAGAUGUAUGCGGCCCAACAGCAGCACCUCAUGCUCCACACUGCAGCCCUCCAGCAGCAGCAGCACCUGAGCAGCGCCCAGAUACAGAGCCUGGCAGCAGUGCAGCAGGUGGGUGUGGCUACCAGCAGGCCAAGAAGCGCCCCAGCAGUGACUGCCCCCCAGCAGAGCUCCUCCCACUCCCCCGCGAUAAACCUGACAAACUCCCCGCAGAGCAUCAGCCGCCCACAGACUUCCACCCCUGGUCCAGGUAUCACCCAACAGGCCGUUCUUCUGGGCAACGCCCCCUCACCUGCACUGACUGCCAGCCAGGCCCAGAUGUAUCUCCGAGCCCAGAUGCUCAUUUUCACUCCCACAGCCACAGUGACCAGUGUCCAGUCUGAGGUUAGUUCCGGGGCCCCAUCUCCUGCCAGCAGCACUCAGGUUCCCAGUCUGGGGGUGAGACCACAACUCAGUGGCCCCCAGUCCCAGUUGCCCAGUGUGGCUAUAAAGUCGGCCAGCAGUGCUCUCCCCCCAGUAGCCAACUCCUCCCAAAGCAAAGCCACCGGCCCCCUGCUUCUUCCCCACCCAGAGCCCCCCGAGAGCCAGAAGAAAAGCGAGAGCCGAGGGGCAAGUUCAUGCCGGACGGGGGUCACAGCACAUUCCAUUAUUGCCCCAGUUUAUACCCACCCGCUGAUCCAGCAGCAGAAGAUCCAGCAGCACCAGUUUGUGAUCCAGCCCCGAGCUGCCCUCGCCCACAUCAACUGCCCCCUGCAGCCCUUUACCCAUCAGCCCCAGCUGUCCCAGAGCCUCAGCACUCCCCCCGUCACAUCUCAGGCACAACUGGAACCCCCUUCUACUUGUGGGGAGUCCAAUGGCAGACAGAGGCCCAGCCCUGCCCUCCAGCCCCCCUCAACUCCUGGGGCCCCAGUGAGGAUCAGCCCAGAGGGGCAGGAACAGAGACUGAUCCCACACACGGCCGUCAUCCUGCAGCUCCACAGCCCCCCCGCAAUGACACCGGCCCCCCAGGACGUCUCCCACAAACGCACCUCCACCCCACCAGGAAACAGCCCCCGACUUUUGUACUCUCCAAAUGCCCCCCUGACACAAGAGACGGCACCUGGGGGGGCAUCUGACCUCCAGCAAUGCCAACGUGAUGACCCCAGGCCGCGGGGGCUGCCGGACCCCAGUGUUCCCCCUGCGUUGGACAUGACCUCAGGGAACGGCUCCUCCCCGGUGCCCACAGCGGCCACUGGCAACAGGACCCAGAAUGGUGAGAACAAACCCCCCCAAGCUGUGGUCAAACCCCAAAUCCUCACCCACUUCAUCGAAGGAUUCGUAAUCCAGGAGGGAGCACAACCCUUCCCGUCCCACAGGAGCAGAGCGGUCCUAGAGGUGGGUCACUCCUCACUGCUCACAGGUGCCCAGGAGAAGUAUCAGCAGAGCCUCCUGGCAGAGAAGGUUCCUCAGCAGGACAACAAUACCACAACCACCACUACUGACUCCGAGAUGGAGGAGACACUUGUACCAGGCUUUCCUGAAUCUAAAGGAGACGGGGAUCCCCCUAAACUGAAGUGUGAGCUUUGUGGUCGAGUGGACUUUGAGUACAAAUUCAAACGCUCCAAGCGGUUCUGUUCUAUGGCUUGUGCCAAAAGGUACAAUGUGGGCUGCACCAAGAGAGUGGGCCUCUUCCAUCCAGACCGCAGCAAACUACAGAAACCCACAGUGGCCAAACAUGCCCGCAGGAGAUCACGCAAGACUCCCCUACAGACGGUUGGUGCAGACCCCAAGAAACAGCAGGCUGCCCCUGUCACCCCAAUGAACCCCGGGCCUAUCCCCAGCCCCUCUGCACUGAAGCUCAGUAACAGCCAAGAAGACUCGAGCCGCUGCUCAGACAAUUCCAGUUACGAGGAGCCCCUGUCCCCCAUGUCGGCCAGUUCUUCCCUGUCCCGGGCCAGGCAGGAACACAAUGUGGAACCCCCCAACCUUCACAGCCGGGACCCCAUUGCUAUGAGCCAGGACUUCUUGCCCAGUGACCCCACCAAAUGGAACGUAGAGGACGUGUACGACUUUGUCCGCUCCCUCCCAGGGUGCCAGGAGAUCUCAGAAGAGUUUCGUGCCCAGGAAAUAGACGGUCAGGCCCUGCUCCUGCUGAAAGAGGAUCAUCUCAUGAGCGCAAUGAACAUUAAACUGGGCCCGGCGCUGAAGCUCUAUGCUCGGAUCAGCAUGCUGAAGGACUCCUAGCGGUCGGACUCCCAGUGGGACCGGCAACCCUUCCUGGUGAGGAUCAGGCCCAGGUUGCUUCAUCAAUAGACAGACGUUGGCAGAAUCUGAAACCCACACAUGAAAUAGUUGGGGAAAUGGACUCAUCUUCUCCUGGUACCAUUAGAUCCUCCUGGGCUGCAGUGAGCCAAUCGGAAUUCUGGGAUUUGCUCCACGAACCAAACCUUGAACUUUGGUUUUUUUUGUAUUUACAAUGAAAAUUCCUUUAUUUUAAGAAAAGCUCCUAUCACUUUUCUAUCUGUUUCUGAUCUUUGGACCUGGCGCCACUUACACCAAAACUUCAGGGUUUUUGUUUUUUUAAUCAGUUUGCAGAAAUAAAUGGAAUGAAACUA
This is a messenger RNA of Xenopus laevis (African clawed frog), 3051 nucleotides long. It is a transcript of the gene phc2.L, whose product is annotated as polyhomeotic homolog 2 L homeolog. Lineage: Eukaryota; Metazoa; Chordata; Amphibia; Anura; Pipidae. The record is from RefSeq and is a predicted model, not a curated record. The transcript is spliced from 17 exons. The coding region runs from base 296 to 2680 and encodes 794 amino acids. Gene Ontology annotation, molecular function: chromatin binding; histone binding; zinc ion binding. Gene Ontology annotation, biological process: negative regulation of DNA-templated transcription. Gene Ontology annotation, cellular component: nucleus; PRC1 complex.